Messenger RNA from Knipowitschia caucasica, 1017 nucleotides. NCBI's taxonomy places the organism in Eukaryota, Metazoa, Chordata, Actinopteri, Gobiiformes, Gobiidae. The record is from the annotation of a GenBank genome assembly.
AUGCCUUCUGUGAGAAACUUAGUGAUAGCUUACGACGCAUUGAACGAUAACGGGACGUUCUCGGAGGGGGAUACAAUCACAGGAAAAGUGACACUGGAACUUGAAAAGGAAACCAAGAUCGAGAGCCUCUUCGUGAAAGCUAAAGGCGAUGUCAGUGUCCAUUGGUCUGAAAGGCAUGGAGACAAAACCAGAAACUACGAUGCACAUAGGAGACUGUUCAAGCAAAAGCACUUUCUCAUCAGUCAAGAGGCCAAUGACGUCAGACUUCCUGCUGGCAUUCAUAUUUUCAAUUUCAGCCUCCAGAUACCAUUAGGAAAUAUGCCAUCAUCUUUUCGAGGUAAUUAUGGAAAGGCUGUUUACAAACUUGAAGUCAAGCUGAGUAGAAGCUGGAGGAUGGACUCUACAGAUGAAAAAGAGCUUUGUUUUGUGUCAAAGUCAUUUCCUGGUUUUAAUCAAAUGAAUUUUCCGCAGACAGGCUCAACAAACAAGAACGUUGGUGUCUUCAGUAAAGGAACGGUGCAGAUGGAUGUCACAGUGGACAAGAGAGGUUAUGUCCCAGGUGACACCGUCUUUAUAAACGCAAAAAUUAACAAUUCCUCUUCUAAAGACGUGAUCCCCAAAUUCAGCUUAAUUCAAGAUGUGGUGUAUCGUGCCAGUGGCAACACUAAGUUCGAAAAAAAUAUUCCUUCCAAUACACCGAUGUCCAUACUGGAUUGUGACAUACUAUCAGUGGAAUACCGCAUUAAGGGUUAUCUGGAUAUAAGUUUUUCCUCUGACCCCUCAGUUGUGUUUCCAGUGGUUAUUUGCUCUGUCAGCCCUCAUUCAGCAGCCCUGUGCAUACGGCUCUCCAUUUUCCUCCUCAACCUCAUCUUCUGUUCUUCACCCGCCACCCACAUCAGCAGCGAUCCGCCCACCAUCCCCCGGCCCAGUAAACCCUCUGUUCCCUUCAGCUCCACCAACUUACAAUUCACUGGAACCUCCUCCACCAAGUUAUCCCUCUUCCAUAAUCCCAUCUGA